Trypanosoma cruzi is the source of this 849-nucleotide messenger RNA. RefSeq lists its product as uncharacterized. Lineage: Eukaryota; Euglenozoa; Kinetoplastea; Trypanosomatida; Trypanosomatidae. The transcript has a single exon. The coding region runs from base 1 to 849 and encodes 282 amino acids. Gene Ontology annotation, biological process: vesicle-mediated transport. Gene Ontology annotation, cellular component: membrane. The record is from RefSeq and is a predicted model, not a curated record.
AUGGUGCUUUCUUGCUGGGCUUCUUUAUCCGAUAUAUAUAUAUAUAUAUAUAUAUAUAUAUAUAUAUAUAUAUAUAUAUAUAUAUUUCUUUUCCUUUUUUGUUGUUGUGCAUGUGAGCUCUGCGUAGUCGUGCGUGUUGGUUGGGAAGUUAUUUGGUUUGCGCAUUUUUUAUUAUUAUUAUUUUUUUAUGCGUGCUUGAUAAUGGUGACGAUUCGUUACGCCCUUGUGGCAUCCGCAGAGGGGGUCCCUUUAGCCGAUUUCCAGGCGGUGCCGAGCAUGCAUGCUGGAGGAGCCAAAAAGAUACUUGCGAACAUCAAAGGGCCUCUUGUUGAGAGGAAAUGUGUCACCUUCAAUGGCUACUCCUACGACAUACUGCCCCACAGGGACGGGACGGUGUACAUGUGCGUGACGGAGGAGUCUUGCAGUCGUGCAACCGCCUUGAAAUUUUUGGAAGCUGCUCGAAAGCACUGUAACUCUCGGAGUAAAAACCCUGUUGUUCUAGCUGCCGAGUUAAGGAAGGAAGUGGAGAUGUUUAACAAUACACUGAAUACUAAAAUACGUGAUAUUCGUUCCGACGUUGAGAAGGUUCGGGGGGAAAUGAUCACAAAUGUCGAUAAACUGCUGGACCGUGCGGAUCGAAUUGAUGCGUUAUUAUUACAGUCUUCUGCGCUGGAGGGAGAGUCCUCGGCAUUCCGACAGAACACAAGGACUCUGGAGCGCCAAUAUCUCUGUCACCGUAUUCUUAUCUAUGUAUUCAUUGCUUUCGUUGUGCUGGUUUUGCUUUUUGUCAUUGUUCUCGCUGCAUGUUCACGGGAUGGGGUCAACUUUAAUCGCUGCAAAAGAAAUUGA